AUGGUAUUCAACACCGUCUUAGUAGCGUCAGUCGCCACCGUAUCCGCCGACGUUUGGCAAUCGGUGGCAUGCUUCACCGAACGAAUCAACAGCGACGAGCUCUUAGAUCUGGUGAUUUGUUUUCCUCUUCAACAAUUAGGUCGUUUUGCUCUUUGUGUUUGGAACUUUUUCUGUGUUCCUCCAUCUCCUCCUGAUUCUUAUUACUACUCUUAUGCCUAUUACGACGACGACGAUGGUGAUGAAUCGGAUUACGAUUCCGUCACCAGCUCCUCCGUCGGUGUUGCUGGAUUUUCCGGCUACGACCACCGCCGUCGUGAUUCGUACUCCGAUUCCCAUUCCGACUGA
Messenger RNA from Lactuca virosa, 345 nucleotides. Lineage: Eukaryota; Viridiplantae; Streptophyta; Magnoliopsida; Asterales; Asteraceae. The record is from the annotation of a GenBank genome assembly.